AUGCAGUGGCAGGGCCGCAAGGGAGGAGCGAGCGUGCACAAGUGUGUCGAAGUGGCCCGCGCCUAUCCCCAUGCAGAGCCGGGCCCCACUUCAGGGUCGUCGCUCCAGACGCCAUUUCAAAAGGUAGUCUCAGGUAGUCGCUGCUGCUCACUACGUCGCGCUGCCUCCAGCACUUAUACCCAACUCCCGCCGAUUGACGCCCUCUCGCCUCCUCGUGCGCUCCCUCUGCAAUGCUGGCUGCGCUUCGCCUCCACCGCCACUGAUCGCGUCGUUCAUUCGCGAGCAGGCAUUUAUUGAAACGCCUCCACCGCUUCGACCAUUGACCCCUUGAGACGGCUCUGCCAAAACCUACUCCUACUCCCUACCGCUCGACCACACAUUUGCUGUGCCGAUCGGCUCUGAUCUGCUUCGGCGUCCAACUCGAACAAUCGCUGUCGAGCCUUCACCAUGGCGUACAACCAGCAGCAGCCACAGCCGCAGCAGCAGCAACAGCAGCAGGGUGACAGUCGAAACCCAAAUCGCCUGCAGCUCAACUUCGGCUUCAACAACGCUCCAAACUUCGCCGCCGAACAAGGCCGUGCCUUCCCGACUACCCCCUCGACGUUCCCCCAACCCUUUCCCAACUCGGCCGGCCAGCAGGAAGUCUGGGGUACGCAACAAUCGACCAGCGGCAUCAACAGUCAGGGCUAUUUCUACAACAACCCCAAUGCUGCCUACCAGCAAUUUGGUUCCAGCGGCGUUUCACCCGGUGCAGGGUACCGCUCCCCAGGAGGCUUCAAUGACGCUACAAAUGGUUUGGUUCACCAGUUCCAGCAUCAACACCUCGGAGGAGGUAACACGCCUCGCUCUGCCAGUCCCUACGGCAGACAACCGUCUCCUGCGAAUCCCUCCCGGCCACGAACUGCUGGUGACCCUCGAGGGUACCAGAGCAGCUACCUGAACGCUCCCAUGCCUGCAAUGCCGCAGCAAGCGAGCAUCUUCGAUGACGAGCCCGCCACGAAGAAUCCCGACAAGUAUUCGUCCGCCAUUACCGAGCGUGUCAAGGUGCAGAAGCUACUCACCCAAGAGUUCUUCAAGGAGAAUGUGGAAAGAGCACGUGCCCGCAAUGAGAGAUCGAAAGACCUGGAGAUGGUUUUGAACAAUUCAGAGCUGUCUGACAGCCGCAAGGAGAGGGAGAAGAACUCCUUGCGGAAGUCCGAGGCCAACUUCUUGAGGUUCUUGCGAACAAGCGAGAAGCCUCAGAACUACAACACACUUAAAAUCAUUGGUAAGGGUGCUUUCGGUGAAGUGAGACUCGUGCAAAGAAAGCAUGAUGGCAAGAUUUAUGCACUCAAAUCGCUCAUCAAGCAGGAAAUGCACAAGAAAGAUCAGCUUGCCCACGUCCGAGCCGAGCGUGAUAUCCUGGCCAAUGCAGACAGUCCGUGGCUUGUCAAACUUCACACUUCUUUCCAGGACAAAACAUUCCUGUACAUGUUGAUGGAGUUCUUACCAGGUGGUGACUUGAUGACAAUGCUCAUCAAGUACGAAAUUUUCUCAGAAGACAUUACCCGUUUCUACAUGGCCGAAAUUACGCUGGCUAUCGAGGCUGUGCACAAACUGGGCUUCAUUCAUCGCGACAUCAAGCCAGACAACAUCCUGCUGGACCGUGGUGGACACAUCAAGCUCACCGAUUUCGGUCUGUCCACUGGCUUCUCGAAAGAGCACUCGGCGUCGUAUUACCAGCAACUCAUGUCACAGACCAAGUCGAAGUCUUUGGCACAAAACCGCAAUAGUGUCUCUAUUGAUCAGAUCCAGUUGACCGUCUCGAACCGCAACCAGAUCAACACUUGGCGAAAGUCGCGACGGCAGCUCGCCUACUCCACUGUCGGCACUCCAGACUAUAUUGCACCAGAAAUUUUCAGUGGAAAGGGUUACGACUUUGGAUGUGAUUGGUGGAGUGUCGGAACCAUCAUGUUUGAGUGCUUGGUCGGGUGGCCGCCGUUCUGCGCAGAGGAGCCGCAUGACACAUAUCGGAAGAUCGUAGACUGGCCACGCCAUUUGCAAUUCCCACCGGAUCAACAGCUUGGCCCAGAAGCGGAGCACUUCAUUCGCAGCCUGAUUUGCGAUUCGCAAAACCGACUGGGACGUGUCCAUGGCGCACAGGAGCUCAAGGCCCAUCCAUUCUUCCACGGAGUGAACUGGGAUGGCCUUCGCAAGAUUCGAGCUCCAUUUGAGCCAAAGUUGCAGAGCAACAUCGAUACCCAGUACUUUCCUAUCGACGAGAUUCCCCAGGUCGACAAUUCUGCUCAGCUUCGCGCCCAGACAGAGGCCAUGGGUGGCGACGACUCAACUCUGUCGUUGCCAUUCAUCGGGUACACAUACAAGCGUUUUGAUGCAUUCAAGGGCAGCUGAGUCGGCGACUAGAUUUGCGAGGAUGGUACUGCAAGCUCUAUUACGGCAGCAUUGUAAUGAGUAUGAGAGACGGACGAGAGAUACUUUGCAUGUGCGAAGCUACAUCAUGGAUACAGAGAGUAGAGAUGGCGCGC
Messenger RNA from Cercospora beticola, 2525 nucleotides. It is a transcript of the gene CBK1, whose product is annotated as serine/threonine protein kinase CBK1. Gene Ontology annotation, molecular function: protein serine/threonine kinase activity; ATP binding. Lineage: Eukaryota; Fungi; Ascomycota; Dothideomycetes; Mycosphaerellales; Mycosphaerellaceae. The record is from RefSeq and is a predicted model, not a curated record. Gene Ontology annotation, biological process: peptidyl-serine phosphorylation; intracellular signal transduction.